Molecule: messenger RNA, 741 nt
Organism: Osmia bicornis bicornis
Lineage: Eukaryota; Metazoa; Arthropoda; Insecta; Hymenoptera; Megachilidae
Exons: 1
Coding region: 1-741 (246 amino acids)
Molecular function (GO): nucleic acid binding
Source: RefSeq, a predicted model, not a curated record
AUGUUGGGAGUUUUAAAAAGUACAAGUUCUUCCCACCGGCUCAUAAUUGUCCAUGCUGGUGGAAACAAUGGAUUUGUGCCAAAUGCAGGCUUAAUUUUUAAGUCCAGAAGCACCACUGGCGAUUACCAUGGCCAAAUGAAUACUGCCAAUUUUGAAAAAUGGACAACUGAAAAAUUACUGCUCAACUUACCGGAGAAGAGUGUCAUCAUUAUGGAUAAUGCUCCGUAUCACUCCACCCAAAUCAAUAAGCCACCAUCCAAAUAUGCAAGAAAAUCGGAAAUGAUAAAUUGGCUCAUUAGAAAUGAUGUCAUACAUUCUGAGUCGAUGACCAAGUACGAGUUAUCGCAAUUAAUAGAACGUCACAGAAAACCUGAGAAAACAUAUAAAAUAGACGAAAUAAUUAAAUCUAAUGGACAUGAUAUUUUAAGAUUGCCACCCUAUAUGUGUGAACUAAACCCCAUAGAAUUAAUCUGGGCGCAUAUUAAAAGAAAAAUACGGGAGAAAAAUCCCUCAACAUUAACAUUCAGCGAAUUGCACAGUUUAACAGAAGGAGCCAUAGCUUCCAUAACAACAGAUGACUGGGAAAAGAAUUGUAAACAUAUUGAAACAAUUGAAAAGAAUUAUUGGACCAAAGACAAUUUAACAGAAGAAACAAUAGAAAAUUUAGGAUUACAAAUAUUAGACACCACUUCCGAAGAUAACGACGAAGAUGAAAGUGAAAGCAGUAGCUCAGAUGUUUAG